CAUCUCUCAUACAAAAUACUCCCACCACCACAAUGACACAAUGCAAAGCCCUAACAACCCCCAACACAAUGUGGGAUUUCUGCCCCUCCCUCGCCGCAUCCUACCUCUUCACCAUCCUCUUCGCCCUGACCACUCUCGCCCACAUCGCCCAAGCCAUCCUCCACCGCAAAUCCUACUGCUGGGUCAUCGCCAUGUCCGGGCUCAUCCAAACAGUCACGUACAUUUUCCGUGUCCUCAGCAUCCUCAAUCCCGCCAGCUACACCGACUACGCCGCAUGGUUCGUGCUUAUUCUCAUCGCACCCCUUUGGACAAACGCCUUCGUGUAUAUGGUCAUGGGUCGGAUGGUGUGGAAUUUCACGGAUGAUGCAAGGGUUCUGCGUGUGCGGCCGUGGCAUUUUGGGUUGUUUUUUGUGGUUUUGGAUGUUAUUGCAUUUAUAAUCCAAGUCUACGGCGCCGCCCAAGCAGCCGGGAAUAACGUAUCAUAUGAUACCGAAAUGACGGGAUUGCAUAUCUACAUGGGUGGUGUUGGGAUUCAGCAGCUAUUCGUUCUGGUCUUUAUUUUCUGUGCAAUUGCCUUUCAUCGCAAGAUUCUGGCUCAGAGACGAGAUGAUAAACAUCAGGCAUUGUUGCUGCUUUAUGUGCUUUAUGCGUGUUUGGCUUUGAUUACUAUGCGAAUCAUCUUCCGGUUAUGUGAAUACGCCCAAGGAUUGGAUAGCUCUAUCCCCCUGCAUGAAGCAUAUCAGUAUUGUUUGGAUUCGGUGCCGAUGUUGUUGGCGUUGGUGUUGUUGAAUGUGGUGCAUCCGGGGAGGAUCAUGCCCGGGGUGGAUGGGGAUAUGCCGGGGAGGAAACAGAGGAGGAGAUUGGGGGUGGAUAGUAAGGCGGGGGUGUUGGGGGUGGGGAAUGAGUUGGUUUGA
Molecule: messenger RNA, 914 nt
Organism: Aspergillus sclerotioniger CBS 115572
Lineage: Eukaryota; Fungi; Ascomycota; Eurotiomycetes; Eurotiales; Aspergillaceae
Product: RTA1 domain-containing protein
Exons: 4
Coding region: 33-914 (293 amino acids)
Cellular component (GO): membrane
Source: RefSeq, a predicted model, not a curated record